Molecule: messenger RNA, 1173 nt
Organism: Tetrahymena thermophila SB210
Lineage: Eukaryota; Ciliophora; Oligohymenophorea; Hymenostomatida; Tetrahymenidae
Product: transmembrane protein, putative
Exons: 3
Source: RefSeq, a predicted model, not a curated record
AUGAUUAGUCUACUUUCUUGUAGAUAGAUUGGAAACAACUCUUACAUACUAAGUAACAUUAACUAUACAUGUAACUCUGAUCAGUAUAAUUUUUACAGUAUGAGCUUAGUUUUUCCUUUCCUUAUUUCAUGGGUGAUAGUAAUUCCUUUUAUUUUAUUAGUACAUAUUUAUAGAAAUAGAUCAAAACUUGAUAGCCUAUUUACUAAUAUGAAGUUUGGGUUCUUGUAUAGAGAAUAUAAAUCUAAUGUUUAUUACUGGGAGUUUAUCAAAAUAGCUCAAAAAUUAUCCAUUAUACUUGCUCUUAACUUUUACUAUCAGAAUGUUGUUAUUAAAGGAUUACUUGUUAUUUUGAUAAUAACAGCUUAUGGAAUAAUAUCAAACAAAUUAAAACCUUACAAGGAAGAUGAAUAAAAUUAUAUAGAUAGCUUAUCAACUAAAGUGUGUGCUUUAACAAUAUAUCUCUGCCUAUUAAUGUAUUAAAAUGAUUACAAAUAUUUAGUCAUCAUAUCAGUUCUAAUGAUAUUUAUAAUUAAUAUUUCUUUCGUUUGCUUCAUAUUAACAAGAGUUUUUCAUGGAUACAAAUAAAAAAUUUAAAAAAUAUUUGAGUUCUUAACUAUUAAAGUAUUUAAAAAGCAAAAAUAAUAAUAAAUCAGCAAGAAGUAAAUAAACCCUAAAUUGAGGGAAAAAAUAAGAAGAUCAUUAAUAAAUUAUUGCUAUUUAAGCCUGGAUAAAAGAUAGGAAAUAAUGUUUUCAGUAUUAAAUAACCAGAUAAGUUAAUAAUUUUCAGCUAUUAAAGCAUAACAAAAUAUCUAGAAACUUGAAUAGAGCUAAAAAUAAGAAUUCAAAUUUGAAACUUAGUCACCUUAUAUUAUUCCCAAUUAAAAUUCUCAUUCAACUUUAAGCAUAUUCAAGCUAAAUGAAACUUAAAAUCAAAGCGAUAUUAUUUCUUAAUACUAGAAAGAUCAGCUGAUAGGAUUAAAAAUUAAAUCAUCAAAUAAAAGAUAAAGUUUUAUAAAAAAGUAAAAAAACAAAAACUUAUUUGACACAAACUUGAGUUAAGCAUAGUCAGAGUCAUAUCCUGAUGACAUAAACGCUAUUUAAAUGAUGGAUUAAAGCAAUCCAAAUUUUUUACCUUAAUUCAUGUAAAUAUAAUAAACAAAUUCAUUGAAAUGA